Messenger RNA from Fusarium verticillioides 7600, 2443 nucleotides. RefSeq lists its product as hypothetical. The record is from RefSeq and is a predicted model, not a curated record. The transcript has 2 exons. Lineage: Eukaryota; Fungi; Ascomycota; Sordariomycetes; Hypocreales; Nectriaceae. The coding region runs from base 417 to 1928 and encodes 503 amino acids.
UUACGGUACAUCUGACAAUCUUGAAAGAAAACUAUCCCAGGAACGCAAUGAGAUCAUCAACUAUUGCAUGAGAUCUCACUUACACGAAUCAUUCAUCUAUAUCUGUGCAUGCUGUUGUCCUAACUCCUCACUGUAGUGAUGUAACUGCGAUCACCCAUUCGGAAACAGCACGUGUUAGACGUUCCUGCCUUCCCGGUGCUCCUGGACCCUUGCAGCUGUCGGUGUCGUACCUACUUACCUCUCUAGAGCUCCAACCAUCUCCCUUAGGAGUCGUCUCUCUUUUGCGCCAAACAACCUUCUUUCAACCCCCCGCCUUUACCAAAUCAUCAGCACGACAACUUUCGACACCUCACGAAAAGCCAAUUCUACACCACUAAACUCAUUUCCCGUCGGAGUUGUAGCAGGUCUCUGCAAUUAUGGCGUCGAAAAAGACAAAGCCCACCGCUGCUGCUGGUGACGACGUCGACAUUGAUGAGCUGUUGUCUGGCCUUGACCGCGAUAAGAAGCCCAAGAAGACAACAAAGUCUAAGCCGACCUCAGCCGCGUCCAAGGCACUUGCCGACCAGGAUAUUCUUGCCGACCUUGAAUCGGAACUGGCUGAGCAGCCUUCACGACCUCAUACUCCCCGCCUCAAGGAUGCUACCCGCCGUUCCACAGCAACACCCCCCGCUGGCGACCCUCGCAAGUCAACCGAUAGUGCACGCAGCCUGAAAGCAACAUUCACACCAAGCGCCACGAGUUCAGAACUUUACGAGAACGAGAAGAAGCCAGCAUCUGAGCCUGUCCAGCAAGAACCUGCUCCUCAAGCCUCUGGUGGAGGAUGGUGGGGUGGCAUUUUAUCUACGGCCAGCGCUGCUAUGAAGCAGGCCGAAGCCGCUGUCUCACAGAUCCAGCAGAAUGAAGAGGCCAAGAAGUGGGCAGACCAGGUCAAGGGAAUCAGGGGACUCGAUGUCAACACUCUUCGAACCUAUGGUGAUGAACUCCGACACCGUGCUCUCCCGACUUUCACCAACAUCCUCCACACUCUUGCGCCUCCUAUCAGUUCCCAUGAACGACUUCUCAUUCAUAUCACCCACGAUCUUGUCGGCUACCCGUCACUCGACCCUCUGAUUCAUAACGUCUUUGGCCAUGUUAUGGCACAGGUUGAAGGCGGUGACCUUCUUGUCAUCCAGCGUGGCCAGGAGAGCCACUCUCGACGCAGUACCGAUAGUAUUACUGGAUGGCACGACGGGCCUUGGUGGAGACAAACUGACACGCCCCGUGAGCUCGGAUUAAUCAAGGGUUUGCCUGAAGGAACCAAACUUUGCCGCGCCAACGCCGAAUCGCAUGCGAACGAAUACUUCUCUGCCAAUGGUGGUGUCGAAGCAGCCAAGCACAAAGCCACCGAAGAUGUGAGCGAAACCAACCCUGUUAGAACCUCGGAUCUGUUCCUGGCUGUCCAGGCAAUUUCUGUGGAUGAGGACAAGAACCUGUUCGCUCGCGCUGCUUCUGCGGAAAAGGAGAAGGACUCUUCUGGUGUCGAGGAUCAAGAUGAGAACGAGGAGCUCAUUUGCUUCGCUGUUUUCAUCCUGGAUCCUGUCCACGACAUUGAAUUUUAUACCGUCAGCCAGUCUGUUCCUGCUCGAUGGGUCCAGUGGCUCGAUACCCCCGCCCCUCUCACACCCCGAUCUGGUGAGGAUGGUGAUGUGGCCGAUGCCAAUAUUCCCGAAGAGAUCAGGGAUAUCAUUGAGAGCGGUGGCGUUGACCCUCGAGAAUGGGUUGCGGAGUGGCUUGAGGAGCUUCUCAACCUUUCUAUCGGUACUGUUGCUCAGCGAUAUGUCGCUCGCCGCAUGGGUGUUGGUGAGGGUGGCCUGGGCAGGGGCAAGAGAAGGAUGGAAGACCUCGUGCAGGAUAAUGCUGGUGAGGCUGCGCGUGCUGGCGUCAUCUGAACGGCGUGCAGGAAAAACGAUAAAGUAUGUUAUAUGACAAGGUAGGUUGGGCGUUGGAGUUUACGACGGGUAAAUGUAACCUUCGGAAGCUUAAGUGGGCUUGGAAAUAUUUGAAUACUGGGUUCUCUUUUUAUCACGCAGGGUUAGGAUCGCUUUGGAAUCUACACUGUCAUUAAUAUCAAGCUGGACUUUGAACGUCGACUAGCUCGACUAUACCAUACCCGCCUCUAAAGCCUGACCGCGAAAUUUUAUCCAUGUUCUGAAGCAAAGUCUAUGUAUGGCCAACACGGUGAACUGUUCCAGCCUUCUUAAGCUCACCUCUAGCCUCUCUGGUGGCACCCUCGAGAUCAACCUUCUUCAGCGGCCGGUAAACGGGAUCCCACAUCUGCUCUCUGAUCCACUCCUCCAAAUCUUCUUCCUUUUCAGGGAUGCCCUCUUGUGUAGCCUCACCAUCCUUGACAGCUGCUUGUAUCACAUUACGAGCAAUGCGGACACUGACAUCCCGCACUGAAUCC